Molecule: messenger RNA, 544 nt
Organism: Grammomys surdaster
Lineage: Eukaryota; Metazoa; Chordata; Mammalia; Rodentia; Muridae
Product: double homeobox protein 4C-like
Exons: 1
Molecular function (GO): DNA binding
Source: RefSeq, a predicted model, not a curated record
AUGCCCUCAGAGCACAGGCGGCCUCGCACUCGAAUCAAUUUGCCACAGAGCAGGAUCCUAUUGGAAGCCUUUGAGAGGAACCCACGGCCAGGCUUUGCUACUAGGGAGGAGCUGGCACAGAGGACAGGUUUGCCCGAGGACACGAUCCACAUCUGGUUUCAGAACAGAAGAGCGGGGCACAUCAACAGGGGCAGGCCCAACGCUCAAGGUCAAGACUUGCUGGAAUCACGUGGGGAGGAUGAGGGGCCUGGAGGUCCUGGUGGCAGAGAGCAUGUAGGUGCCCGGGACAGCUUGUUGCCACUGGUGGCAGCAGGGGUUACACAUACCUCGAAUCCCAGCGACCUGCCAACCUUCUCCACAGAGGCCCAGCAAUCCCAAUUGGAAGAGCCCUUGAUACCAGAGCAAGAAGAGGCCCCAAAUCAAGGAAGUACCAAGGGCCCUCUCCAGCUCCUCCUUUGUCAACAGCUAGACCAAAUCCAAGCGGAGGACCUUGUGCCAGCCCCUCUGCAUCUCCAUGGAGCUCUGGGUGGCAGGGAGCUUGAAG